AUGAGCUGUGAAUUUUUUCAGCUCAACGAACUCGAAGUCGAGCUAGUUGAGAUACACGAAGUUUUGCGAUGUAUAUUGCACCAGAUCAUGUUUCACCGUGCGUAUGGUCCUGUGCAACCAAAAGAUGUACACAUGGAACUCUGUAAUAUCACCUAUGUUCAAUGUGGAGAGACUGAGGUUGAAAAGAAAAUAGAAGAGAAAAUUGAGGAGUUUCUUGAUUGGUUGGUGAAAAAUCCAGUAAAAAAGAGCCAGAUAUGCUUAUCUUUCUAUGAGGUUAAGAACAAAAAGACAUUUUGGUUCAGAAACAGGACUGAGCGUGUGUAUUUUGAGCAUUGGUAUAUAAAUUUGAAUCUGAUAUCGGAUUCAACCGAGUAUCGUCAUUCUUGCGAAGAGGGAGCAUUGGAGGCUCAUAUUGCCCGAAGGGAAGCACUUGAAGAAUCCAUACGUAAUGUUUUGUCUCAAAUAAUCGAUUUCUUCACCAAGGAGGACUAUAAUAUUCCACCAAUACCAAAUUUUGAUGAUGUUAUUUCGUUUCCAUAUGAAAUUACAAUACCUAGUUCAUCCGAUUCUGCAUUUGGGAUGGACAUCAUCAUGAGAAUGCUACAGAGUGGGCCUCCAACAAUGCUAAGUUGA
This is a messenger RNA of Lathyrus sativus (Indian pea), 633 nucleotides long. NCBI's taxonomy places the organism in Eukaryota, Viridiplantae, Streptophyta, Magnoliopsida, Fabales, Fabaceae. The record is from the annotation of a GenBank genome assembly.